This is a messenger RNA of Hydra vulgaris (swiftwater hydra), 1240 nucleotides long. RefSeq names its product probable oxidoreductase. Lineage: Eukaryota; Metazoa; Cnidaria; Hydrozoa; Anthoathecata; Hydridae. The record is from RefSeq and is a predicted model, not a curated record.
CACGUGACUUUCAUGGAAUAUAAGUUAAAUAAAGCGUAAUAAUCGUGUUGCUCAGAAACACUGAUUUUGGUUGAAUAAAGUUGGUAACGUAUGAUUUGAGAAUUCGUACAUAACUUCUAAUUUUUAAAAUUUCCAAAAGCCAAAUAAUAGUUAAACAAUGUGCAGCAAAUUUGGAGAAGACACCACUGCAUUGGAGGUUGUGGAAGGCAUCAGCUUAAAAGGCUAUGAAGUAAUUGUUACCGGUGGAAAUUCUGGAAUUGGUGUUGAAACUCUUAGAGCUUUAGCUAAAGCUGGUGCCAGAUGUGUUCUUUGUACAAGAGAUUUGGAAAAAGGAAACCAAGUUGCUAAAGAACUGAUUGAAUCUACUGGAAAUGAUCAGAUCGAAGUGGAGCUACUCGAAUUGGACUCGUUAGAAAGUGUCGAUAACUUUGUUCAAAGAUUUCUAGCCAAAAAAAGACCGUUGAAUAUAUUGGUUAAUAACGCUGGAGUUAUGGCUUGUCCUAAAUCUUUUACCAAAAAUGGAUUUGAAGCACAAUUUGGUAUUAAUCAUUUGGGACAUUUUGCUUUGACUAUUGGACUUUUACCCGCGUUGAAAGAGGGCGCAAAACUUAUGAGCAACAAAUCUAGAGUAAUCAAUGUCAGUUCAACAGCGCAUGCGUAUUCAAACAUUGAUUUUAAUGACAUCCAUUUUACAAAAGGUAGAGAGUACGAAAGAUUUGUUUCGUAUGGGCAAUCAAAAACGUGCAAUUGUUUGUUUUCAUUGGCUUUAACAAAAAGGUUUUUCAAUGAUGGUAUUGCAUCGAAUUCAGUUAUGCCUGGAGUUAUCAUGACUAAUUUAGGGAGACAUCUAAGUAAAGAGGUUUGGAUUGAAAGAGGACUGAUUGAUGAAAACGGUAAAUUCCUAAAGAAAUUUAAGUCAAUUGAAGCGGGAGCCUCAACAUCCGUUUGGGCUGCUGUAUCUCCAGAAUUAGAAGGAAAAUCUGGACUGUAUCUAGAGAAUUGUUCUAUUGGCAAAGAAGAAUCAGACAUUAACAAGAUACGGGCUCAAACCUUGGGUUAUGCACCAUUUAUUAUGGAUGAUGAAGCUGCUGAUAAACUGUGGAACAUUUCAGAAGAGCUGUUGAGUAAAAGAACUCUCUAACAACAUUUGAUUUGCUAGUUGAUUUACCUGUCUAUUUAAAUUUAAUUUUAUAUUUCAGAUUGUAAAAAAAAUUAUUUUAAAUAUAGCAAAUAAAACUUU